AUGCGCCUUCUGCAGCCUUUCCUGACCCGUUUUAUGGAGGAAAUAGGUAAUAGUGAUAGUAACUUCGUGACGAAAGCUCAUGACCCAAAGUUUGUUGCGCGCAAUAUAGGUAUAUCGACGCGUUCUUCUCCUGGUACCUCUCACUCUCACUCUUCCUCUCCACCCGACACUCCACAAUGCCCAGUUGAAGCUCGUGUCAUGGGCGUCUCAUCGUCGCAACCCGAUCAUUCGAACCAGCAGCACGACGCGCCUUCGUCUGCUGCAACUUCCACAGGCCCCGGCACGGACGACUUCGCGGCUUCGCAGCAGCUUGUGAGCGAGAGUCGAGCGGAUCAGGGACUAGAUAGCAGUAUGGCAACGGCUAGUGGUGUGUCGCCGUCGGUACGGCAGUUGGCUGCGAGGCAGAAGCGCAAGAGCGAUACUAGAAGGCUGCAGUCGUUUGAGCUGGCGUCGCUACAAGCUUAUGUUGAGGAAAGCGUCGGGGCAUCGCACGACUACGAGGGCAACGAGGCGCCCGGUGACCAAGAACCUUUCGCGGAGACCGAAUCCAGUGAGGCUGCUGUCCAGGUACCAGACUCGCAACUCAUCGCCGACACGGCGCCCUUGUCUCCUCCCAUGACCUCUAGUGCGCUUAUACCAGCAAGUAUGCCUGAGUUGCCGACUCCAAAAUCUCGAACGCGAAAAAGGAAGGCUACGAGAGACGAGGAAGAAGUAGCACGCGACAGGUCGCCGGAGCUGGAAAUGGGCCAUCACCAGAAUGCAAAAGGUGAUGCUGCAAGCAAUUCUGGUCUCACAUCAACUUCGAGGUCGCAACAUAACCUGCUCCAGGACGAGGAUACACAAUUGGACGAAAUCGAGGAAAGAACACCGCUCGACCAGAUGGAAGAGCCGGACACAACGCAAUCAAAGCAUGCUCAAGAGACGGAUCCCGUAACCGUUCAGCCUCGGACGACUCGUAAGCUGAAGUCACGUCCAUCUCUGCUCACGCCUUACCUGGUGAAAGCCGCAGAAGCAGGUUCCAAAAAGCGGCAGAGGAAGCUGAAAAGAGCAAAGGACAGCCAUUUCGAGGACCCAAUCGAGUCAACUCCGGAGGAUGCUGCCCAGGACGGCGACCAAAACCUCAAUGGCCAUCUCGUUCAAGGCAGUCCUGAAGUACCGGGCGAGAAGUUUCCAACUGUCAGGAAGGCGACAAAACGUCAUAGCAAUAGACAGGCCGUUCAGGGCAAUGACAAACGUGCACCAUCUUUACAGACGCCCACAGAACCGCUGCGAAGCCCCUCCAACAUUCUGCGGAAACACUCAGACCCGUUGCAAAGACUUUCCAAAGAACCACUACCAAAAGUGGACUCAUCCAGCAGCUCAGCCAAGAAAAAGUUCAAGUCCCAGGUUUAUGAUUGGAAAGUGUCACCCGCCCAAACUAUCGACUCGAGACCCAACGUGGGUGUCUUUGAUGAACACGCUCUCGACAGCAUUGUAGACUCCAUGCAACCUGAAAAUAUUGCUACAGAGGACAGUGUUGUGGAGGGCGUUGCUAUGGACGAUGGUGCUGUAGAAGAUUCUGACUCCAGAGCCUCACCAAGAUCAAUUCCGAACCAAGGUGACAAGAAGACUGUCAAGCAACGACGGUCGAAGAAUACUAGGAAGCGCAACAGUCGCGAAUCAGAACAGCAUGUGCGAGAACCUGAACCACCAAAACUUCACAAGAAGAAGAACUUGAACACCAUAUCGGCAGCUGAAGAAGCUCUUCAAAAAGUCCGCGACUUGCCCAUCAACCCUGACAAACGCACUAGUGGUGACUUCUCUGCUGACGAAGAAGAGCUCAUACGCAGAGCCAUUCGCGACUAUCAACAGAUGAGGGGGUGGGAAGUCAGUGAGAUGGUCAAGGUGAUUCAGUGGACGAUGAAUGAUAGCAACGAUAGAUUGCAAGCCGGGGUUGCGCAAGACACAGACUCACGUAACUCCGAGUCCCGGGAGUUCUGGGAUGACAUGAACCGGACACUGGUCAGCGGGACAUUGACGCGUGGCUUCGAAGCAAUCAGAAAGCACAUUCGUUCUCAUUACCACGAGUUCAAGCGAGGAGGCUGGACCAAAGAGGAGGACGAUGAGCUACUUCGGAGCUUCGAGCAGGCGCCAAGGCAAUGGAAGGCGAUUGGCGCCCUUAUGGGUCGGUCCAAGACAGAUGUCCACGCUCGCUGGUCGGAAUACCUGCAGCAUCGUGAAAAGAGGCAGUAUGGUCGUUGGACGGACAAGGAAGAAGCCCUACUCAUCCGCGCCGUCAAUACUGUUGCGCAAAGGGAUGAGGACGCCCAAUACGAAGCGGGCCAUCAGCCACGGGAAGUAUAUACUGCCGAGAAUAUCAACUGGUCCCAGGUUGUUGCAGAGAUGGGUAACACUCGCGGCCGCCUGCAAGCUUCGGUCAAGUGGAAGAAGAUGAUGGCUCGUGAGAAUCCUCCAGAGAUCCGAGUGCAUAUCAAACCACGGGGGCCGGAUGCUAAGCCGAUACCUGCCACGACACCGCGACCAAGGAUCCGCACUCAAGCAGGCAGCGCAAAAAGACCUCGACGGCUCACAAGCAAGUCUGGUCGACGUCAAAAGCAGGUAGCACCUGCAACUCCUACGUCACACCAGCCAAAUACUAGGUCCGUCCACGACGCAGAUGGUGUAGGAACCAUGUUGUGGGGCGACAAGUUGGAUCUUGUCGAAACUAUUGCUGACGCUAGAUACCAACGAGAAGAGGACAUUGAUUGGGACGCGACGGCAGCCAAGAUGAGGCAGGCAUGGUCAAGACGUACUCUGCAAGCCGCGCUGCGGGACUUGCUAGCGAUUGUUAAAGACGAUGACGACGUGCAGGAGCAACAGUCGCUUCAGGACAGGUUGGAUGCAGUGAUCGAUUACCUAGACCAAGAACACGGCGGGGAACUGGCUAUGCACUACAACCCAUUCGAUGUCGAGAUGGAGUCUGCUGAUGGACAUGAGGAAGAAGAUAUACCCACAAUACGUUCCAAUACGAAGAGGAAGAGGAUGAGGAAGAUGGCUGGACGAAAAAGCCUACAAGAAUCUCAGCCGACUCGUCAGAGAAAGAAGCGGAAUACGGCAGUGGACGGACUGGCAAAGUCGAAGGUCUCUAAGACGCCAGUGGCGAAGUCAAAAGCUAUCAUUACUGAGAGCGAUGAGGCCGAUAGUGAGGCGGGAUUGUGA
Messenger RNA from Plenodomus lingam JN3, 3198 nucleotides. The record is from RefSeq and is a predicted model, not a curated record. Lineage: Eukaryota; Fungi; Ascomycota; Dothideomycetes; Pleosporales; Leptosphaeriaceae.